Molecule: messenger RNA, 1515 nt
Organism: Dipodomys spectabilis (banner-tailed kangaroo rat)
Lineage: Eukaryota; Metazoa; Chordata; Mammalia; Rodentia; Heteromyidae
Product: suppressor of SWI4 1 homolog
Exons: 12
Coding region: 38-1408 (456 amino acids)
Biological process (GO): rRNA processing; ribosomal large subunit assembly
Cellular component (GO): preribosome, large subunit precursor
Molecular function (GO): rRNA binding
Source: RefSeq, a predicted model, not a curated record
GCGGUCGCGGAAGCGGCCUCGUGGAGGAGAAGGCAGCAUGGGGCAGUCGGGGAAGUCCCGGCACCAGAAGCGCGCGCGCGCCCAGGCGCAGCAGCGCAACCUCGAGGCCUACGCCGCGCAGCCGCACUCGUUCGUGUUCACCCGGGGCCGCGCGGGCCGCGGCGUGCGGCAGCUCAGCCUGGACCUGCGGCGCGUCGUGGAGCCGCUCACCGCCAGCCGCCUGCAGGUUCGCAAGAAAAAUUCCCUGAAGGACUGUGUGGCAGUGGCCGGGCCCCUGGGGGUCACACACUUCCUGAUUUUGAGCAAAACGGACACCAGCGUAUACUUUAAGCUGAUGCGCCUUCCUGGAGGCCCGACACUGACUUUCCAGGUCAAUAAGUACACGCUGGUGCGUGACGUGGUCUCCUCGCUGCGCCGGCACCGCAUGCACGAGCAGCAGUUUGCCCACCCGCCCCUCCUGGUCCUCAACAGCUUCGGCCCCCACGGCAUGCAUGUGAAGCUCAUGGCCACCAUGUUCCAGAACCUGUUCCCCUCCAUCAACGUGCACAAGGUGAACCUGAACACCAUCAAGCGCUGCCUGCUCAUCAACUACAACCCUGACUCCCAGGAGCUGGACUUCCGCCAUUACAGCAUCAAAGUGGUCCCCGUGGGCGCCAGCCGCGGGAUGAAGAAGCUGCUGCAGGAGAAGUUCCCCAACAUGAGCCGCCUGCAGGACAUCAGCGAGCUGCUGGCCACGGGUGCUGGGCUGUCGGAAAGUGAGGCGGAGCCGGACGGGGAGCACAACGUCACGGAGCUGCCCCAGGCCAUCGCGGGCCGCGGCAACAUGCGCGCCCAGCAGAGCGCAGUGCGCCUCACGGAGAUCGGUCCCCGGAUGACCCUGCAGCUCAUUAAGAUCCAGGAGGGCGUGGGCGCUGGCAAUGUGCUGUUCCACAGUUUCGUGCACAAGACGGAGGAGGAGCUGCAGGCCAUCCUGGCCGCCAAGGAGGAGAAGCUGCGGCUCAAGGCGCAGCGGCGGGAAAAGCAGGCGGAGGACGUGCUGCGCAAGCGCGAGCGCCGCGAGGCCGACAAGAAGAAGAGCCUGGCCGGCAUGAAGCGGGCCCGGCUGGGGGCCGGCGGCGACAGCGAUGCGGAGGACCCCGGGGCGCCCCCGGAGGAGGCGGAGGAGGAGGAUGAAGCCGAGUACUUCCGCCAGGCCGUGGGCGAGGAGCCAGACGAGGACAUGUUCCCGACAGCGGCCAAGCGCAGGCGGCCGGGGCCUCCCGGCGGGAAGCGGCAGCGGCAGCAUCGGCGGCCGGGGCCGGGCCGGGGCGCAGCGCGGAGGCCGCCCGAGCCCCGGGGGGCGCGGGCCAGGCCGGGGCCCAAGGCUGCCGGCCGGGGCGGAAGCCGGGCCCCGAGGAGAGGCUCCUGAGCGAGCGCCGCCGCACGGCGGAACGCCCCACAUUGGGGCCCGGGCGCCCCGGUUUCCUUUCAUAAAGGAGCUGUCCCUCAUCUGCUGCCAAUAAACGCUGGAACCGG